UUUUGUCAUGACCGAGGUCAUGACCAUUCUGUCCUUUAUCCUAUUACUUCAGUUAAGUCGGAGGUUAAGUCAUUGUGCUACUAUAACAGUACAGCCAGUGUCUAUUAAUACAACACUCAACUCUACUGUUGUCUUCUUUUGUGAAGGAACUGGUGAUGAACUUUCUUUCAGAGUUAACAAUGAACCAGCUACUAAUACAGAUGUUAUAGUUAAAGGAUUUAGUGUAACAUCAAGUGUUCAUAAUGGUACUAGAAGAGCAGAGCUACAAGCAAUAGCUUAUGAACAUAAUAAUAAUACUGAAGUGAGAUGUAGAGCUAGUACUGAUGAACCUCUUCAGGUAGAGUUCAGUGAUACAGCAAUAUUAAUGAUCCAAGGUCUAUUGGCUAGUGUUGUUGAUCUGGGUUAUACCUUUAUUAAUGGAUCCAGUGUAUUAGUAACAUGGAUAGCUCCUUAUACACUGGAUAAUGUACCUAUCACUGGAUACUACAUACUCAAUGGAUUAGUGGAUGUUACUACUACUAACAAGAGUAUUACAUUAUCGGCUACUAAUCCUGAUCCUUGUACAUUAAAUAAUGUAACAGUUUCUGCUAUUAACGAUCUUGGAAUAGUGGUACCAGCAAUUGUUGGACAAUUGAAUAUCAUUAUUAAUGUUUUCUUGGACCAGUUACUAACAUUGACUCUUCAAUUGACAACUGUUCUACUAUUGAUAUAA
This is a messenger RNA of Amphimedon queenslandica, 712 nucleotides long. RefSeq lists its product as uncharacterized. Gene Ontology annotation, molecular function: protein binding. The record is from RefSeq and is a predicted model, not a curated record. The coding region runs from base 8 to 712 and encodes 234 amino acids. Lineage: Eukaryota; Metazoa; Porifera; Demospongiae; Haplosclerida; Niphatidae. The transcript is spliced from 5 exons.